Molecule: messenger RNA, 2884 nt
Organism: Ichthyophthirius multifiliis
Lineage: Eukaryota; Ciliophora; Oligohymenophorea; Hymenostomatida
Exons: 5
Biological process (GO): mitochondrial transcription
Cellular component (GO): mitochondrial DNA-directed RNA polymerase complex
Molecular function (GO): DNA binding; DNA-directed RNA polymerase activity
Source: RefSeq, a predicted model, not a curated record
AUGUACUCCAAGUUAUUUCAAUCUCUCCCUACUGAGCAUUUUGGUCUUCCCUACUACGGUAUAAAAUACUCUGAGAAAGAAAAUACUCGAAAUCUUUACGAAAGGUAACUUCUUCUAGAACAAUCUUCACAAGACUAAGCCGUAAAUAAAUUUUUCUAAGUAUACGAGAGUUUAUCGAAUUUCGGUUUGAAUGUAAAUAUGGGUUUUGCGAAAUAACAUAUAGUCUAAUGGUUUCCUAAUCUAUGUAAAGUAAUUCGAGAAGAACAAUAAUAAUGCCGUUUGGGAACUUUGAAAGGCGAAAGGAAAUACUACGCAUAGUUUUUGGCCUAAAUAGAGGCUGAAAAACUUGCUGUUAUUUCCCUAACUGAAUUAAUGAAAUGUAUAUUGAAACUUUCUGAGAAGGAAAAAAAGGAAAGACUAGAUUAAAAAGACCGAGUGAUUGUUUCUAAACUUCUUUUUGCGUAGAUUGGCAAAUCCGUUAAUGUUUAAUAUAUAUUUUAAUAAGAAGAAGCUUUGAAAAAGGAGAAAGAAAAAAAAGACUUAGAUGAACUUGUUUAAUAAAUGAAAACAGAAAACCAAAAUUAACUUUUAAAUAAUAUCUACACAAAUAAAAGCAAUAAAAUACAAAUAAACUAUGAACAAUUAGGCAUCCCAAAAGAAACUCAAUAUAAAAUAGGCUCAUUAUUAGUCUAUGUAAUGAAAGAAUGUAUCAAAAUACGAAACGAAGAUAACUUCUGGGUAAGCCUCCUAGUCCCCUCAUAUAUAAAAUCUAAAAGAAACUAAGGUUUUGUAGGAGUAAUUAACGUAAACCAGUAUUUUUUACACUCUAUGAACUAAGAAACGGAUAAAACAGACUCCUUAUUUAUGCAUUUAGAUAGAUCUUUGCCUAUGAUAUAUCCCCCUGCUAAAUGGCAAGACUAUGAGAUGGGUGGUUAUUAUUUAAGACCUACUCAUCUGAUGAGAUUCGAGGAUUCUUAAUUAUAAGAAAAGUCCCUUUUUAAUACUGACUUAUCGAAAGUAUAUGAAAUUCUGAAUAUAAUCGGGAAGACACCCUGGAGAAUAAAUAAAAGGGUUUUAAAUGUAAUGGAAAAAAUAUGGGAAGAAGGAGGUGAUAUAGGAGAAAUUCCGAAAAAAUAUUACGAUUAUACAAAUUAUAUUCAUUAAUAUUAAGUAGAUGAGUGUAAAGACUAUAAAGAAAAAGCCAAAUUAAUGCGAAAAAUAUAAUAAUAAAGAGAUAUACAUUCUAAUAGAAGUGAUUUUCUUUUAAAACUCAAAGUCGCUAGAGCUUUUUAAAAUUUAGAUAGGAUUUAUUUCCCUCAUAACGUAGAUUUUAGGGGUAGAUUAUAUCCAAUACCUCCUCAUUUAAACCAUAUAGGUGCUGACAGAUGCAGAGGCCUUUUGGAGUUUUCCGAAAGCAAAAGAAUCGGAAAAACAGGCUGGUACUGGCUAAAAGUACACACAUCGAAUCUUUUGGGUGUUGAUAAGCUCUCUUUUGACCAAAGGGUUGCCUAUACAGAAAGCCAGUUCGAAAAUAUAAAACGAUGGGCUAGUGAUCCUAUUAAAAACCGAGAAUGGCUCCAAGUAGAAGAUUGCUGGUAGGCACUUUCUGCUAUUUUUGAGGUUUCAGAAGCCUUAUAGCUUGAAAAUCCAGAAGACCAUAUUUCACAUUUACAUGUCCAUAUGGACGGUUCAUGUAACGGACUUUAACACUAUGCGGCUAUAGGAAGAGAUAAAUACGGAGCAGAAUAGGUAAACUUAAGAGAUAGUAUAAAGCCAGGAGAUUUAUAUAGUCACGUAGCCUCAAUGGUAGAACAGAAAAUUGACGAAGACUGCAAAAAUGAGCUAAGUGAAAAUUAUGAAAUUGCCAAAAAAUUACAAGGAUAAAUAAAAAGGAAAAUAGUUAAAUAAACAGUCAUGACAAGUGUAUACGGGGUCACCUUUGUAGGAGCUAGAUAGUAGAUUUUAAGGUAAUUAAAAGACAGGGAUUUUAUGAAUGAGGAAGAUAAUUAUAAGGCUUCGUAUUAUUUAGCUACUGUUACUUUAUUAUAAAUCAAAAAUCUCUUUACUUAAGCGCAUUAUAUUAAAAAAUGGCUAAUUAGUUGCGCAGCGCUUAUAUCAGCGACUGGAAAUCCGGUUAGCUGGAUCACUGAUAUGGGAUUGCCAGUUGUUUAGCCUUAUAGGAAUUAAAGUACUUUGAAUGUUAUAAAUACUGUUAUUUAAAAAAUUACUAUUGAGGCUAAUCAUGAUGAAUUACCAAUUAAUAAGUAAAAAUAAAGAUCAGCUUUCCCACCAAAUUAUAUACAUUCGUUAGAUUCAACACAUCUUAUGUAUACGGCUAUAGAAUGUAACAAGUUAGGUAUAUAUUUUGCAGCAGUGCAUGAUAGUUAUUGGACUCAUGCAGCUGAUGUAGAAAUUUUGCAUGAUGUUUUAAGAAAAUAAUUUGUAAAAUUACAUUCUUAACCCUUAUUGGAAGAUUUAAGAAAUUCAUUUCAAAGAAGAUUCCCAACUAUAGAUUUUCCAGAAAUUCCUAAAAGAGGAGAAUUAAAUUUAGAAGAUGUUAUAAAGAAUAUAUUAAAAUUAAAAUUAAAAUUAAUGAUAAGAAGAAUUUUCUGGAAUUUUAAAACUGCCUUUGUAGGACUUCCUAUGGUUUUUUUAGCACCCAAGAAUAUCUUAUUUUAUCCGAUUGCUGUUGGAGUUCCAUUAUACACAUUUAUAUGUGGAUAAGAUGUACUCCAUAAGUUUUAAUACUACGAUGAAUGGGAUGGUGAUGUUAGAGAAUGAAAAAAAAUUUUACUAAUUAAAUAAAAUUUAAAUUUAAAUGUUAGUAUUAAACUUAGUAUUUUCUAAAAUAAAAUUAUUAUAUAAAUAAAAAUAAAAUUAUUUU